This is a messenger RNA of Danio aesculapii, 4872 nucleotides long. It is a transcript of the gene prickle2a, whose product is annotated as prickle homolog 2a. The record is from RefSeq and is a predicted model, not a curated record. The transcript is spliced from 8 exons. Bases 165 to 2777 code for a protein of 870 amino acids. Gene Ontology annotation, molecular function: zinc ion binding. Lineage: Eukaryota; Metazoa; Chordata; Actinopteri; Cypriniformes; Danionidae.
CGAAGGAUGAGGCAUGACACAUAAAAGAGAAGAGCGUUUAUUUUUCGCUUUGCUUUAGCGCUGCGCCUUUCUUGCUUUUUCCUCUAUUUCUGUUUUUCUCAGAGCUUGGCUUGUUUUUCCAUAGCUGGUAUGAAGAUGCAGGCGUAAGGACAUGAAGUAGUGAUAUGGCUCUGGAUAUGGAGAGGACGGUGUCUAAAAUCAUGUUUGACUUCCAGAGGAACUCGACCUCUGAUGACGACUCCGGCUGCGCGCUGGAGGAAUAUGCCUGGGUGCCGCCCGGCCUCAAACCUGAACAGGUUCAUCAGUACUACAGGUUUUUCCCAGAGGAUAAAGUUCCUUAUGUGAACAGCAUCGGUGAAAAGCAUCGAAUCAAGCAACUCCUUCAACAGCUGCCACCGCAUGACAACGAGGUUCGGUACUGUACCUCACUGGAUGAAGAAGAGAAGCGUGAAUUAAAGAUCUUCAGCAACCAACGAAAGAGAGAUAACCUGGGCAGAGGCACCGUCCGACCUCUGCCCCUCACCAUAACUGGAGCUAUCUGUCAACAGUGUGGGGAGCAGAUUAAGGGUGGUGAUAUCGCAGUGUUUGCAUCGCGGGUAGCUCAUGGCUUGUGUUGGCAUCCUCACUGCUUCGUGUGCGGCGUCUGCUCGGAGCUCCUGGUGGAUCUGAUCUACUUCCAGCUGGAGGGCAAGAUCUACUGCGGCCGGCACCAUGCUGAGCGCUUGAAGCCCCGCUGCUCCGCCUGUGACGAGAUCAUCUUUGCGGACGAGUGCACCGAGGCAGAGGGCCAGCACUGGCACAUGAAGCACUUCUGCUGCUACGAGUGCGAGGCUCCGCUCGGCGGGCAGCGCUACAUCAUGCGUGAGGGUCACCCACACUGCUGCAACUGCUUCGAGAACCUGUACGCCGAGUACUGUGACUCUUGCGGAGAGCACAUCGGUAUAGACCAAGGUCAGAUGACAUAUGAGGGUCAACACUGGCAUGCCACUGAAGAGUGUUUCAGCUGUGCCCGCUGCAAUCAGUCUUUGCUGGGUCGUCCCUUCUUGCCGAAACAAGGUUUGAUCUACUGUUCACGUCUCUGCAGCCAAGGGGAUGAGGCCGAGCUGUCAGACUCCUCAGACUCUGCUUUCCAGAGUGCCCGCUCCCGACAGUCACACCACAGUGCUCCAGUUGGCAAGGACGGGUCAAAAGGGAAGGGUGAAGCUGUACGACAGACCUCCUCUGGCCCCACAACACUGUCUGGUGAUGCAGAGCCUCUGGCAGUACAGAUGGACUUGCUGAGCGUGGCCAGCCCAGCACCCAGCCGCACACCCCACCGCACGCCAACCAGAACCCCCAGCAGGACCUCUAGUCGGUCUCCAAGCCUUAACCGUGAGCAGACAGUUUGGGUAAACAGGGACGAACCUUACUCCUAUGAGUCUCAAAGAGAUUCAUCCACACCACCAAAUCCCCAUCAGCUACGAAGCCAAUGUAGCAUCCGUACCGCAUACCCUCCUUCUCCCAAUCAGCCCCAAAACAUAGUGAGCAGUCCAGAAGCAUGGUCCAAAGAGCCGCCUGGAGGAAACUCCAAGAAGCCUCCAGUCAUGGCCGCACUGAGGGGACACUCUUUCAAUGAGAACUGGAUGCAUCACGGCCAGGAACCAGAGUUUCACCCUCCAAAGCUCAAAACACAAAUGAGCUUCAAUGAGGUUUCGAGCCGUAAUUCUGGAUUCUUGGACAAGCGCAGUAUUAGUGUGCAGGGUUUUCCUCGAGAGAUGCGUCCUCCAUUGCUAAGAAGCAGGCACCAAUUUGGGCCAAACUUUGGAGAACUUACGCCACUCGAACAAACACCACGAGGUUCUGCUGACUCCCUGGCCCUUUCCUACACUACAGCAGGAAACUCUUUAGAUGGGACCAGCAGGCGUCAGGAGCACUUCUCCCGAUUUUCUAUGCCUGACCUGAGUAAAGACUCUGGAGUAAAUGUUUCUGAAAAAGGCACCGUGGGCACUUUAAACUCCUCAGCGCAGUUCCGCAGUACUGAAUCCCUGAGCUCUGUCCCCAGACCCCUCGCUGAUAUCGGCAUGCCCGUUCGUCUAAGGUACCCUCCUCCUCUAUACUGGGAUUCACCCCGAGGUCUGAGCUUCGAGAACCCAGUCAAAGGUCGCAUCGGUCUCGCAGGAAGCAUGUCCUGUAUGCAGGAAGGUAAUGCCCAAGCAAUGACACCAAGGCCAAGACGAGCUCAAACACAAAACUCCCCCCGACAGCAGCGGCAGCGGCAACGCCAUCACCGCAAAAACCACAAAAGUCAGAAAUAUCAGUACCGCUCGCGCCGCUCUCGCUCAGACAACGCCUUGCAUUUAGCUACUGAAGAUCAGAGUUUUCCCGGAGACCCCAUUCAUAGAUUUCACAACGACUUCGAGCGACCGUCCUCAUCGAGACUCUCGCACAACCUCUUUGGAGCUAAUUAUGGUUAUCGGCAGCAGUUCUUUAGGCCAUGCCCUCGAACCACCUCUGACCUCACCUUGCAGGAUCCCGGAGGUCCACAGAUUGGACAGUACAUGGGUAGGUACGGAGAAGCGGUUGAGGAUGAAGAUCAGUUUUGCUCCACCUGUUCCUCCUCUUCAGAGGCAUCAGAUGAUGAUGCUUAUCUCCCGGGUGAAGGCAUUCCCCGGCCGGUGCAGCUGCGAUACUUCGACAAUGAGGAGUUGCGACAUCGUUAUAGUCCUACAUUAGUGGGAGGUCACACACAGCUACAUACUCGCAAACGACGGAAGAGCAAGAACUGCAUUAUAUCAUAAGCGGAGGGUAAUGUGAUCAUCUGAGUGAGAUCAGCAGGAGUGAGUACAUUCAUGUACCUUAUCGUUUUGAUGUAACAUCAUAAAAGUUUCACCUUGCUGUAAUUACCUGUUAAUAUGAGCAAAAAUAUAUUUGCUAUUGUGUUAAAUUAAAAGUGAAUACCUUAAAGUCACUAUUUUAGAUGUCCAGACUCAAGAGUAGGAACUCAACGUCAGUACACUUUAAUUUCUGAGGUUCAUAUUCUCCAUAUGUUGAUGAACACCUUAAUUUUUAAUGGCAAACAUAGAUAAAAGUGCUUUGCUGAAUGAAGGAUACGAGUCUUACUGUACAUAUGUCUUUCCAUUUUCCUUUUUUUGUGUUGCUGUGUCCUUCCCUUUUAUAAUAGCCCAAAGGAUACUAAUUGGAUUCAUUAUAUUUCGCAUUGCCAGCUUAAUUUAGCUUCAUUUAUAAUUAUAUUUAUAUGUAUAUUGAAUUUUUUAAUGAUGAUUUGAUGGUGUGCUGUGGAUCUUUCUCAUGUUGUAGUUUUCCAAGCAUCUGGAGAUUCGGAAUCAACAUGUCUGCCAGUAUUUCGAUACAUCCACAGGCACUCAUCUGUAAUUGUCAAAUCCUCAACCUUUUAUACUCUCAUGCAGCCCAAUAUUAUCACACUUCCAGUGUCCCAUUCAUACCAUCCACAGGUUCACACGCUGGACUUCGAACAAAUUGAAUUUGGUCUCAUGUGAUCAUAGAUUAUAACUAUGCUCCCAGUGAUCUUGAGCUAAAUUUAAUGUCUCAGCUUUUGUUCCAAAGAGGUCUGUGGACACCGUUAAUAGAGGUUGAUUUGAACAAUGCCUUUCCCACUGUCUGAACCCCAGAGAAACUCUGAUUUCCAUUCCUAAUUUGUUCCACCUCUGCAGCGUGUGCCUUUCUGCUUUUCAGAACUGGUAAUGUUGGCACAGGACUGUGCUGUACUCAUGCCUUGAUCAUGAGCUUUAUGUGGGUUUGAUGGGGUUAGGAGUGGCAGUAUUUGCAGAUGUUUUUUUGGCCUGUAUUCUGGUGAUUAAAAUGAUUGAAAGGAAAACUACUGUACAUAUCAACUUAGGAAAACUGCUAUUAUCAAAAAGGUGAAGAAACCUUUAUUCAUUCAACAGUGAAGAGAUAUUGGGCAGGGAUGUACUCACUUCUGUUUCUGCUGUUUGUGUGUUUUUUUUCUCAAAUAUCCAACUCUUGUUGAAAUCCAACUCAAGCAUGUUUCAGUCAUUACAUAAGUCAUAGAUCACGUGUUCUGACCUGAAAUAAUGUUUACUGUGACUGGAGAAUGCACAACGAUCAAAGGUGUUAGCUUAUAUUUAUUUUAAAAGUAUACUGAAUCUUAUCUAUUGCUCAGAACAUGACUUCUGUUUUGUAGAAACUUGUGCAAUAACAAUCUGCGAUAAAGCUUCACUUCUGGACAAGGUAAGAAGUGAAGACUUAGUGUGCACUUAACUUUCAGAAUUAAGAUAUGGAUUUUAUCAUACUCUGAAAUAUCUCAAUACUAUUAAGUUCUAUUACGUUGCUUUUGAAAAGAAUUUUAGAUUCUUGUUCUGCAUAAACCAUGAAAGUGUAUCAAAAAUCUAAUUGCAACCAUUGUCUUACCUGUUUAUACAUUUCAAUUAACUCAUUUAUUUAUUUUGGUUGUGUAUACUUCUAGUCAAGACUUCAAUCCCAUUUUCCCCCUUACUUUUUGGAAUAUUUUUGUGGCAAUACGGUUUACUAUAAUCCCCAUGCUGCUUACUGUUGAUUGUUCUGAAUAGUUUCCUAAUAUGUGCUCUUCAUGGUUUCAACUUGUCAUUUUAAAAUUAAACUUCUUAAAAUGUUUAUCAUUUUGCUGGGCAAUGUUGGUUUAAAUGCAAUAUUCUGUCUUUUCCAAAGUCAUUUAAAUACCAUUUCCAAAUAAUAUCUAGAGAUUAAAUGUUUCCUAAUGACAAAAAUGAAAUAUAAAAAUGAUGUAGUAUUGUAAAAGUUCUGUAAAUAUUGUCUUAAAUAUUUCUAUAUUUUGUAUCUCCAGAUGCAUUAUUUGUAUCAUAUUGUAGAGUGUAGAAACCUGCGGUGACUGCAUGUGUAUCAGCCGUUCAUGUC